UUUCCCGUAUUUAGGUGUACCGUUUGGAGCCGCCAUGUUUGUGUGAGUCGGACUUCCUCAUAAUUUUGUUUCUCCGCACACCGCCCGCAUAUUCCCGCUAUUUCCUGCCGAAAGGUGCCUUCUUAUUCAUCCUUCCUUGGCGGAAACUUCAAGAAUUACUUCAGAGGGAUACAAGCGGGUCAAUUUUGCCGAAAUUCGGAAGAGAAUUGGUAGAAAAACUCGAAGGGGGAGGUGUGCAAACAGAGAAAAGUUCAGUUGGCCAAGAUGGCAGCAAACUUCGACUCCAGAGAUAAGAAUCAGUGGUACUUUGGCGGGAUAACUCGGGACGAAACGGAACGUUUGCUGUUGGGAAGGAUGCACGGGUUGUUCCUGGUCAGGGACAGCAGAACUAGACCCGGGGAUUACGUCUUGUCGGUGAGUGAAAAUAACAGAGUCAGUCACUACAUCAUCAACAAGCAGCCAAACGGUUUCGAAAUCGGCGACCAGGAUUUCGUGGACCUCCCGUCUCUCCUGGACUUCUAUAAGAUUCACUACCUGGACACGACCACGUUGGUGGAACCUUGUCCGAAGAACGCGCCGGCCCCACCCCAGAUCAACACGCCCCCUCCCAUCAUCCCUCAGCAACCCCUGUACGAGAGGACGACGCCACAGCAGGAACAGGUACGCGGCAUCUUUGACUUCCCCGGAAACGAUCCCGAAGACCUGCCGUUCAAAAAGGGCGACAUUCUUACCAUAAUCAGAAAGGACGAAGAGGAGUGGUGGAUGGCCCGCAACUCGACUGGACAGGAGGGUCAGAUCCCCCGGCCGUAUGUCGAGCGGUACACCCCUACGAGCGCAACGGCGCGCUACGGACAGCUGAACAUUCCCGUGAAGGCUCGCGUGAUCCAGCAGAGGAUACCUAACGCGUACGACCAGACUGCGCUGAAGCUCGAGGUCGGAGACAUUGUCACGGUCACGAAAAGAAACCUUAACGGCCAAUGGGAGGGGGAACUGGACGGCAAGGUUGGACACUUCCCCUUCACGCACGUGAAAGUCAUUGACCCAAACGACCCAGACGACAAUGAGGUACCAUCGUGAAAAACACGGACAGUUAGUCAGAAACUAAAUAUCAAAAGUAACUGCCACUCUCCUGACUAAGCGUCAUGUAUUUCUAUUAGUAAUCUACUGGUACGACUGAAUUGAAAAUUGCAGCAAAUUUUGUAUUAAUACAUCAGUCAUAUAAUUUUAUUCAUAUCAAUAAUACUGUGAAUUGCAUCGAUUUGCAGAUAACUUGUACAUAUGUGCUAUGUAAGCCUUUUCAUGAUUAUUUCAAAUACUGUAAUAUCUGAUUCAAGAAAAAUUGUAAUAUUCCACAGGUUACUUAAUUCCAUACCUUUAUCUUAUGUAAGAUUGUAUGAGAAAAGAGGUAAUAUUUCUGUAUAAUUGGAAUUAUUAUAUAUGCAUUUUUUGCUACUAUGAAGUAUAUAAAAAUGUAUUCUUGGGACACACUGAAUAUACUUGCAGUAGAAUAUUUCUAUAACCAGAUACAUUCAUUUGUAAUUUGAACUUGUCUGCUAUGUAGACUUAUGUAGUAGUACACGGUGCACUCUUCCAAGCUUGCAGGACACAGCACUAGACUGUAAGGAGUUUAGCUACCUCAUAUGCUGAGAUUAAGAUCUAGUUCUAUACAGUCAGUAGUAAGUACAAAAGCCCAACAAUAAGUAAAAAAAUAGUGAUGUUUUCUUAUUUUUUCCACUGCAGAUUUCACAAUCUUUGGAAGGUUUAGAAGUGAGAGAUAGUUUUUUGGAAGACUGCAACUGGUUCCUGACAUUAAAGUACCAAAAUUAGUAAGCGUUUUUGCAGGUCCAAUUCUGAUCCCAUGUUCUGGUAUGCAGCACUAACUCUACCCCUCUCUUGUACACACGACGUAUGCAUUCAUAGCAGCGCGGCAAGUCUAGUUCAGUAGUGACUCUGACAAUCAGACAAUGAUGAAGUACAUUUGUGAUUUGGAGUCAUGGGAGAGGUCUCACUCUAUAGGAGAAAUUCUUGGAGGCGGUACUCAAACCUUCACAGUUCUGACAGAUUUGCUAAGCCCUUUCCACCCCUUGAAUACUUCCCGACAGGACAAUGGGGGCUUCUAUGCACUUCCAUUUGUGUCACCUCUUGUUCUUUUCACAUCCUGCCGACGGACGCCAUUGUUGUGCUAAUACGGAGUAAUUUAAUUAAACUCCGUGCCUGCCUUCCAAUAGCGCUUGUGAAAGAGAUGGCCAGGGGUCUCGAGAGGUCAUAGUCAAAUCUCUGGGAUCUCGGUAAAUUUGGCCGGGUUGACAACUUUGCUGGGAAAAUAACAGUAUUUACUUCGGUUAGGACUCUAGGAGGUGUGAUGGGCUUAGGCCAUGUUGAUUUGAUUAUAUGGAUGACAUCACACUGGAACCCCAAAACUGGUGCGAGCGUGCAAAUAAAAAAAAGUUUGGCCAAAAAAAAACACUUGCCUUCUUUAUGAAAUUUAAGUGGUCAGGAAUGUUAAGAAAUGAGUGAACUCACAGAAUAUGGUACAUACCAAACAAUAGUCUUCAUUUUGUUCUUUCACAUCUUCACAAUUCAAACCUUUAAAAUGACCUUUUUGACAUCCUACAACGUUUAUUUCAUAUUUGUUUUCCGACUUUUUUUUUUUGCAAUCUGAGGCUUAUAUAUGCUCAUUUUGCAGCUGCUUUAUAUGAUUUACAGUAUAGUUGAAAACUUUUUUUUUCUUUGGAAAUGUCCAAAAAUUGAUACGCGUGCGGAUGUCAACCAUGUAAUCAAAUCAACAUGGCCUUACUGGAACAAGAAUGUGGUCUACAUUUCAAUAGGGUAAUGUUGGGCCUUUUGAUUAGCAUUCAAGGCCAAUGCUGUAUUCUGAUAAGGUCAAAAUUGGCAACACCAAUUUUAUUUCUUGUUUCUUGAAUUUUUUCAGAAAAAAAAUUGGGAUUUGUCGGUUACAAAAAAAAAUUAAUUUUUUUUUUUACAAAAAGUCAGGAGAGAUCGAGGGCUUACUCAAGUUACACAACAGAAAUAACAACAUUUAGGGGGUCCUUGGAAGCAAAGUUUGAAGAAAAUGAUAAAUGUACCGUUCAAAAUAGGCAUGUACAGCUACUGGAAUUUGUGGCCCAUAGUUAAUUUGAGAAAAUAGGCUAUGAAAUUUUGCCAACACAUGGUGUGGCCAUCAAUUUGAAAAGUUUUUUUUUUUUU
Branchiostoma floridae (Florida lancelet) is the source of this 3207-nucleotide messenger RNA. Its product is annotated as crk-like protein. The transcript has 2 exons. Gene Ontology annotation, molecular function: protein binding. The record is from RefSeq and is a predicted model, not a curated record. NCBI's taxonomy places the organism in Eukaryota, Metazoa, Chordata, Leptocardii, Amphioxiformes, Branchiostomatidae. The coding region runs from base 265 to 1077 and encodes 270 amino acids.